AUGAAAGCCUUUUCAAGUUUACAGUUGCUGACGUGUCUGAUGGUGUACGCGCCAUGCGUACACUCAAUCAUGGUUAAGUUCGGCACCAACGAUGGUCCCAUAGUGCCACCUACGCCGGAACCGGUACUGCCGCCGCCGCAGCCGUACCGUGUCCCCGCACCAGUGUGGGAAGAACGGUCCAACGAUUCACCUGACCCCAACGCACAUUGGCGACCACAGCUCUUCAUUCCUCAGCCAAGGUACACCCAUAUAAUCUUCAACGUGCCCACUCCAGCUCCGUUGAGUAACGCACAGCGCUUCGCGAACUCAUACAUACCGACGAACCAAAAGUCACUGUCACCAAUUCAAGCUCAAGUGCCAAAAGAUUACAUUACACCUUCCCAAAUUUUGAGCUCUCAAAGUUUGCCCGGUUUCGGCCUGAGAUACUUUGUGCCGGCUUACGUUGAUAAGCCCAAGAAAGACAUUUACAGACAAGAGGAUGCUCUACAAAAUAAUGUCGGCAGCAACGACGUCAACGAGCCAAACAGAGACUCUGCCAGCGAUCUCCAGUGGAAGUUUGAGAAGGAUUUGGCAAAAAGGGUCUCGAGAAACACACGAGAAGGCGUCGGAGCUCCCUACUAUCAAUGGCCUGCGUACGUGCCUUCGCGACAUCUUUAA
Diatraea saccharalis (sugarcane borer) is the source of this 657-nucleotide messenger RNA. The record is from the annotation of a GenBank genome assembly. NCBI's taxonomy places the organism in Eukaryota, Metazoa, Arthropoda, Insecta, Lepidoptera, Crambidae.